AUGGCACGAAACAUCCGCCCCGCGACUGCUCCCUACAGUGAACCUCUUCUCCCUCAGCUCGACGUUCGCAAUCCUUACUAUACUGAUCUGCAUCACGACUUGCGUGCAUGGGUCCGCGACUACGUGGAAACUUCAAUUGCACCGCAUGCACAGGAGUGGGAACUAGCUGGACAGGUACCCGAAACUGUCCGGCGACGUCAUUGCGAGCUCGGAUUCGGCAUCGUUCAUCCUCUGACCACGGAGGAGCAUUCAGCAGGUCUUGCACUUCCGGGCAAUGUACCUCGGGACAAGUGGGAUACGUGGUGCUCAUUGAUUGUGAACGAUGAAUUGACUCGCGUGGGCUUUGUUGGUGUCAUUUGGGGCCUUGGUGGAGGCAACGGCAUUGGUUGUCCACCCAUUGCGAAGUUUGGCACGCCAUCACAGCAGCAGCGCUGGCUUCCUGGUGUCGCGAGAGGCGAUAUUCGAUUUUGCCUGGGAAUUACAGAGCCCGACGCGGGCUCAGAUGUCGCAGGCAUCAAGACCACCGCGAAACGCGAGGGCGACCACUACCUUGUCAACGGAGCCAAAAAAUGGAUCACGAAUGGCAUUUGGGCGGAUUACUGUACGGCUGCCGUACGAACUGGUGGGCCUGGGCAGUCGGGUAUCAGUCUGCUUGUGAUCCCCUUGAAAGCCAAGGGAGUGACUCGUAGACGGAUGUUUAAUUCCGGCGUGAAUGCCAGUGGUUCAACCUUUCUUGAAUUCGACGACGUCCGUGUUCCAGUUGACCACCUUAUUGGUGAAGAGAACAAGGGCUUCCCUCUUAUCAUGUCAAACUUUAACCCGGAACGCCUCGCACUCGCAUGUGCUUCUCUCCGCCUUGCUCGUGUCUGUGCAGAAGACGCGUUUCACUAUGCUGUUCAACGCGAAACUUUUGGAUCACCUUUAAUCCAGAAGCAAGCUAUUCAAGCCAAAAUUUUCAAGUUCGGCCUCAUGAUUGAGCCAGCAUACGCAUUUAUGGAGCAACUUGUGAACAUCUUAGAGCUGACCAAGAAUCGACCCGUUGACGACGUCAACAUCGGGGGCAUGACCGCUCUUCUGAAGGUGAUGUCGACAAGAGCCUUGGAGAAGAGUGUUCGCGAGGCUCAGCAGAUCCUCGGGGGCGCAGGCUACAACAAGGCAGGUAAAGGGGCACGAAUCGAGCAGAUCAGUCGCGAUGCCCGAGUGCAUGUCGUCGGUGGUGGGAGUGAAGAGAUUAUGGCUAGUCUGGCACUGAAGGAGGAAACAAAGGCGCUUCGAACUCGACGAAUGGCGCUGGAGAAGCGACAGUCAAAAGUUUGA
This is a messenger RNA of Penicillium diatomitis, 1317 nucleotides long. Its product is annotated as acyl-CoA dehydrogenase family protein. Gene Ontology annotation, molecular function: flavin adenine dinucleotide binding; acyl-CoA dehydrogenase activity. The transcript has 4 exons. Bases 1 to 1317 code for a protein of 438 amino acids. NCBI's taxonomy places the organism in Eukaryota, Fungi, Ascomycota, Eurotiomycetes, Eurotiales, Aspergillaceae. The record is from RefSeq and is a predicted model, not a curated record.